AUGUCCUCCACGCUUCUUCCAUGCUCUUCUCCUCCUCGCCUCCUCCUCCGCUGCUCCGUGUCAACUCCCUCUACACAGCAAAGCCUCCCUUCACCGAUUCCAUGGUUGCUUCUGCUCCCAGUGCAUCAAACAAGCGCCUCUCUCACUAUCAAUGAGAAUUACGACUCUGAUGUUGGAGACGACAUUGAGACUUUCCUCAACAAAAUUGUUCCCGAAGGAAGAUCUGCCCUUGGAAGCAUACCCUCGAAGGUCAGUUGUCCUCUACUUCACUCCAGGUUUCCUUUAUAUAUGUUUACAUACAUCUUUAUCAUUUUGGUUUCUUUCCUCCCACUCGAGGGAUUGCAAAAAGUAAUGCUAUUUUUACCAAGUUUCUAUUCUUAUGGUUUGCUUACUAUUGCGAUGGCAAUGCUUUAUGAGAUGAAUUAUAGUGCUGGGGGAUCAACUGCUUCCCCUUCACAGAGGGGCCAAGUGAAAAGUAGGUGGAAAAUAUGGGAGCAGCAGAAAUUUUCGUUCUCUGUUAGUACUUCAUCAUUUUCAGGGUGAUAUUGGGUGGCAAAUGAUUUCUAAGUUUAGCAGGCAAUAAGAUUGCGAAGAAUAAAUGCAUGCAAGUAAACAGAUAUUGAUCUCCCGAAUGAACUUAAAGUUGAUAAAAUUCAAGUAUGUGUGUAGAGAAAAAGAAUGAAUAAUUAAGCACUUGAACGAGAACAAAUGAAUUGAAUGUAUAUACAAGGGCAGGGCAUGGAUGAGAAUAUUGGGCUAGCGCAUCAUGACAGAAAA
This is a messenger RNA of Populus nigra (black poplar), 777 nucleotides long. RefSeq lists its product as uncharacterized. NCBI's taxonomy places the organism in Eukaryota, Viridiplantae, Streptophyta, Magnoliopsida, Malpighiales, Salicaceae. The record is from RefSeq and is a predicted model, not a curated record. The coding region runs from base 1 to 543 and encodes 180 amino acids. The transcript is spliced from 3 exons.